Messenger RNA from Cyprinus carpio (common carp), 496 nucleotides. Its product is annotated as CD209 antigen-like protein A. Lineage: Eukaryota; Metazoa; Chordata; Actinopteri; Cypriniformes; Cyprinidae. Gene Ontology annotation, biological process: biological process involved in interspecies interaction between organisms. Gene Ontology annotation, molecular function: fucose binding; D-mannose binding. The record is from RefSeq and is a predicted model, not a curated record. Gene Ontology annotation, cellular component: external side of plasma membrane.
UGGACCUCAAAGACAACUGCAAAUUAUGAAGAACAACCCUCGAAGCUGCCGAGGAAGUCGAUGUUUGGUGCUGAUCACUGUGUGUCUCGGGAUUAUUUGUCUACUUCUAAUUGCUGGCAUCAUACUGAUGUAUUUUCAGGCCUCUUCUAAGCGAGGAUAUCUGUGGGGUCCAGAUGGCUUGUUCAUGUCCACUGAGUUGAAGAGCUGGUCUGACAGCAGACAGUAUUGCAGGGAUCGUGGUGCUGAUCUGGUCAUUAUCAACACUGAAGAGAAGCAGAGGCACAUAUCAUCAUUUAUCAAAGAGAGAGUGUGGAUUGGUUUGUCUGACAUAGAGAAUGAGGGCAACAUGAACAUGGGUGAAUAAUUCACCACUGAAACAAGGGUUUUGGGUUGAAGGUGAGCCAAAUAACUAUCAUGGUAAAAGCGAAGACUGUAUUGAAAUGAGACCUUCAGAUCCUGUCCUGAACAACUGGAAUGAUCUCUCAUGCUCUGAGAA